Messenger RNA from Cuscuta europaea, 1841 nucleotides. NCBI's taxonomy places the organism in Eukaryota, Viridiplantae, Streptophyta, Magnoliopsida, Solanales, Convolvulaceae. The record is from the annotation of a GenBank genome assembly.
AAAAAUGGUUUCUAAACCUCCACUAACUAAGCCUAAAUGCUUCAUGACUUUUCUCAUCUUUUUCACCCUACUUGCCCUUUACCUGACCUUUACUGAUUUACAUUAUUUUUUAAGCCCACACCAUCCUCCUCCCCAAUUCAAUUUGAAGAGAUCUCCAAGUUGGUAUGUUUUUCUGGCGAAUGAGUUCAUGCACAAGAAGAUGAGAAUCGGUUUGGUAGAUGUGAAGCUACAUAACAGCUUGUUAUUUGGUCAAAAUAUAGAUAUCGUAAAUGUAAAAUUUCGACGUGUCUCCGAACAUAUAAAAUGGAGCGAUUUGUUCCCGGAGUGGAUCGACGAAGAUAGCACCUCGAAUCGACCUAAGUGUCCAACGGUUCCCAUGCCCGACCCGAACAAGUACUCGGGGCUAGACGUUGUGCUCGCAAAGGCGCCAUGUGGUCAUAACAAGAGGGAUGUCUAUAAGUUACAGGUACAUUUGGUAGCAAGUAAUUUGGUGGUGAGAAGUGGACGAAAUGGGACAGUUUACGUUGUAUUUAUUGGCAAAUGCGAGCCAAUGUUUGAAAUUUUUGGGUGUGAGGAUUUGUUAUGGAAUGAAGAAGAUGUCAGAAUUUACAAGCCUAAUUUCCAUAAAUUGAAGCAAAAGGUGGAUAUGCGCAUCGGUUCAUGCCAACUUGCUCGUCCAUUGGUUGAACACGCCAUUUCCUCAAAUAAAUCAGUAAAGAAACCAAGAGAAGCAUACGUGACGGUUCUCCACUCCUCGGAGAAGUACGUGUGCGGAGCAAUAGCAUUAGGUCAAAGCAUCAUCCAGUCAAACUCCACCAAAGACCUCGUCCUCCUCGCCGACUCCUCCAUCUCCGCCCACUCCCUCCGCGGCCUCCGCCUCGCCGGGUGGACCACCGCGCCGAUCGAGCGGAUCCGCAGCCCUCACGCGGCGAGAGACGCCUACAACGAGUGGAACUACAGCAAGCUCCGGAUAUGGGAGCAGCUGGCGGCGAUGGGGUACGACAAAGUCAUCUUCGUUGACUCCGACAUCAUCGUGGUCAAGAACAUGGACGCCUUCUUCUCGUUCCCGGAGCUCUCCGCCGCCGGGAACGACAACCACCUCUUCAACUCCGGGGUCAUGGUCCUGGAGCCCUCCACGUGCACCUUCGAAGCCCUGAUGGAGAGGAGGUACGAGGUUGCCUCCUACAACGGCGGCGACCAGGGUUUCUUGAACGAGAUGUUUGUCUGGUGGCAUAGACUGCCCAUGGGCGUGAACAGGCUCAAGGUUUUCGCGAACCAUAAUCACAAUGACGAGGAUAAGAAAAUCAAUGUUGGAGUUAAGCCUAAUCAAACUCAGACUUGUAGAUCCACCUUGAAGCACAGUCUACCUGAAGAUGUAUAUGCGAUACACUAUUUGGGGCUGAAGCCAUGGGCGUGUUAUCAAGAUUAUGACUGUAACUGGGACAGGUUGGAGUACCACAAAUUUGCGAGUGAUUCCGCUCAUGAGAAGUGGUGGGCUGUGUAUGAGAAAAUGCCCAAAAGUCUGCAGAAAUAUUGUGGGCUGAGUGGUGAGAUGGAUGCAAGGAUUCGGAAAUGGAGAAGGAUUGCUAUGAUGAAUGGGAAAUUUCCUGAUGAGCAUUGGAGGGUUGAUGUAAAGGAUCCUAGAAGACUCUCUUUCACUACUUGGUAGUGAUGGAUGAUUUUAUUUGUCAUUUUUUCUCUCUCUUUCUCUCACAGCUUAGUUUAUAUCAAGUCGAUCAAACAAAAUAUACAUUAUUAGUGGAUUUUCUUUAUCAUUUCAAAUUGUUUUUAUGUUGUAUCAACUUUUAAUCAUAUUUUAGUGAAUUUUCCGUCCUUCAAAA